CGCAGGCCGCGCGCGGGGAGUCCGGGGCUCGCGAACGCGCCGGAGCGUCCCCAGAGUCGGGAGCGCGCCUGCGGAUGACAACAAAUUCGUCUCGCGGCGGCGGUGGAGGUGUCUGCCUCAGCCCCUGCCUCAGGCCCGGUCGCCUCGCCGCGCGCUCUCCUGCACCCUCUCUCCGUGCGGACGAGGACCCCUCCGGAAGACCCCGGGCCUGGGGCGCCCGCGACUCCUCCGCCCCGUGUCCCCGCCAGGCCUAGAGCGAGCGGCGCGGCGCAGGAGAUGGGGUCGUCCUGAGGGACGCCUGGUGCCGGGAAGGGAUGGAGGGGCCACCCCGGGCUUAGGCCCCUCCGCGGCCUGGGGACGCCGGCCAGUGCCCUUGCCGCCGCCGCAGCGGCCUGGAACCGGGGCCUGGGCCGGGAGGCCGGAGCCGCCGCCGCCCGCAGCCCUCGCCGGCCCUCAACAUGCCUUGGCCGUUUUCAGAGUCCAUCAAGAAGAGGGCCUGUCGGUACCUCCUGCAGAGGUACCUGGGCCAUUUCCUGCAGGAGAAGCUGAGCCUGGAGCAGCUCAGCCUGGACCUGUAUCAGGGCACCGGGUCCCUCGCCCAGGUCCCCUUGGACAAAUGGUGUCUCAAUGAGAUCCUGGAGUCAGCAGACGCACCUUUAGAAGUCACCGAAGGAUUCAUACAGUCCAUUUCUCUGUCAGUUCCGUGGGGCUCCUUGCUACAGGAUAAUUGUGCACUGGAAGUGAGAGGGUUAGAAAUGGUCUUCCGACCUAGACCUCGCCUAGCGACUGGUUCUGAGCCUAUGUAUUGGUCAAGUUUCAUGACCAGCAGUAUGCAGUUGGCAAAAGAAUGUCUUAGCCAGAAACUAACAGAUGAACAAGGAGAAGGAUCUCAGCCUUUUGAAGGACUUGAAAAGUUUGCUGAAACCAUUGAAACAGUACUAAGAAGAGUAAAAGUCACUUUUAUAGACACUGUCUUGAGAAUUGAACAUGUGCCAGAAAAUUCCAAAACUGGAACUGCACUUGAAAUUCGAAUAGAAAGAACUGUAUACUGUGAUGAAACUGCUGACGAAUCCUCAGGAAUUAAUGUACAUCAGCCCACAGCUUUUGCUCACAAGUUACUUCAGCUCUCUGGAGUGUCUCUUUUCUGGGAUGAGUUUUCUGCAUCAGCAAAAUCUUCCCCAGUGUGUUCAACUGCACCAGUGGAAACUGAGCCAAAGCUGUCACCUAGCUGGAGUCCCAGAAUCGUCUGUGAGCCACACCCACAACUAACUAGGAAUUUACCAGAGGCAGCACCCUCUGACCCAGUGCAGAUUGGAGGACUGAUGGGUAGGUUGGAGCUGAGUCUCACGCUGAAACAGAAUGAAGUACUUCCUGGAGCUAAGUUGGAUAUUGAUGGACAGAUAGACUCGAUUCAUCUAUUCCUGUCUCCAAGACAGGUACACUUGGUUUUGGAUAUGUUAGCAGCUAUUGCUGGGCCAGAAAAUUCUAGCAAAAUAGGGUUAGCUAAUAAAGAUAGAAAAAAUCGACCCAUGCAGCAGGAAGAAGAAUAUCGAAUUCAAAUGGAAUUAAACCGGUAUUAUUUGAGAAAAGAUUCCCUCUGUGUGGGUGUAUCUUCAGAGCAAAGCUUUUAUGAGACAGAAACGGCUCGUACACCUUCUAGCCGUGAAGAAGAAGUUUUCUUCUCCAUGGCUGAUAUGGACAUGUCCCACAGUCUCUCUUCUCUUCCACCCCUGGGAGACCCCCCACACAUGGACCUCGAGUUAUCGUUAACCAGUACACAUACACACACCCCAGCGGGAUCCCCAUUAAGUGCUACUGUGCUUCAGCCAACGUGGGGAGAUUUCCUUGAUCGUCAUAAAGAGCAGCCAGUGAGAGGGUCAGCGUUGCCAUCUAAUAACCUCGGUCACCCAGCAUCUUUACCGAAGACUUCUCUCCCUUCUCGAUCUGUCUCAGUGGAUGAAUCCAGGCCUGAACUUAUUUUCAGACUGGCUGUGGGAACUUUCUCAGUCUCUGUGCUUCACAUCGACCCGUUAUCUCCACCUGAAACGUCGUUGAACCUAAAUCCAUUGACACCUCUGGCGACAGCUUUCUUUUCUUGUAUAGAAAAGAUUGAUCCAUCAACAUUUUCAACAGACGAUUUUAAGUCGUUCCGAACAGUAUUUGCAGAAGCUUGCUCACAUGAUCACCUUAGAUUUAUCGGUACUGGCAUCAAAGUGUCCUAUGAACAAAGACAGAGAUCAUCAUCCAGAUAUUUCAGUACUGAUAUGUCCAUUGGGCAAAUGGAACUUUUGGAAUGCCUGUUUCCGACUGAUUUUCAUUCUGUUUCUCCUCACUAUACAGAGCUUUUAAUGUUCCAUUCCAAAGAAGGAACUGAUUUCCACGCCCCUGUGUGUCUUCAGCUUCAUUAUAAGCAUUCUGAGAAUAAAGGACCCCAGGGUAAUCAAGCAAGACUUAGUUAUGUUCCUCAGAAGUCAGAAUUACAAAUUAAAUUAAAUCCAGUAUUUUGUGAGCUGGAUAUCAGUAUUGUGGACAGGUUAAAUUCCUUGCUUCAACCACAGAAACUCACUACAGUGGAGAUGAUGGCAUCUCACAUGUAUACUUCAUAUAAUAAGCAUAUUAGUUUGCACAAGGCUUUCACUGAAGUAUUUCUAGAUGAUUCACAUAAUCCUGCAAAUUGUCGGAUAUCAGUACAAGUUACAACACCAGCAUUAAACCUUUCUGUCCGCUUCCCAAUACCCGACCUUCGAUCAGAUCAAGAAAGAGGCCCAUGGUUUAAGAAGUCACUGCAGAAGGAGAGCCUUCAUUUAGCAUUCACAGAUCUAGAAUUUAAGACUGAGUUCAUAGGAGGAUCAACCCCAGAGCAAAUUAAAUUGGAACUGACCUUUAGAGACCUAGUUGGGUCAUUCCAGGAAGAUAAAGGAGAGCCGUCCAUUAAGUUUUUCCACGUGUCUGGUGGAGUCGAUGAAGACACAACAUCGUCAGAUGACUUUGAUUGGCCGCGAAUCGUACUGAAAAUAAAUCCCCCAGCCAUGCAUUCCAUUUUGGAGCGAAUAGCAGCCGAGGAAGAAGAAGAGAGUGACGGCCACUAUCAGGAAGAGGAGGAAGGAGGUGCUCACUCCCUGAAAGAUGUGUGUGACCUGAGGAGACCAGCCCCCUCCCCCUUUUCUUCUCGUAGAGUGAUGUUUGAGAACGAACAGAUGGUGAUGCCAGGAGACCCUGUCGAAAUGACAGAGUUUCAGGAUAAAGCAAUCAGCAAUUCUCACUAUGUGCUGGAACUUAUGUUACCCAAUGUUCAUGUAACACUACCCAAUAAAAGCUUUUAUGAGAAGCUUUAUAAUAGAAUCUUUAAUGACUUGCUGCUGUGGGAGCCGACAGCGCCUUCACCGGUAGAGACUUUUGAAAACAUUUCAUAUGGUAUCGGGCUCUCAGUAGCCAGUCAACUGAUCAAUACCUUCAACAAAGAUAGUUUUAGCCCAUUUAAAUCUACAGUUCACUAUGAUGAGGAAAGUGGAUCUGAGGAGGAGAGUUUGCACUAUUUUUCUACUGUUGAUCCCAACUAUCGUUCCCGUAGGAAAAAAAAACUAGACCCUCAGAACAAGAACUCACAGAGUUUUCUCUCGGUUCUCCUGAGUAUUAAUCACGGAUUAAUGGCAGUGUUUACAGACGUAAAGCAAGAUAAUGGAGAUCUGCUGGAAAACAAGCAUGGUGAAUUUUGGUUAGAGUUCAAUAGUGGUUCUUUAUUUUGCGUGACAAAAUAUGAAGGUUUUGAUGACAAGCACUACAUCUGCCUUCAUUCUAGCAGCUUCAGUCUGUACCACAAAGGCAUAGUGGAUGGAGUGAUUCUUCCUACGGAAGUACGACUGCCCAGUUCAAGCCACCCACAUUGGUUGGAACCUACUAUUUAUUCCUCUGAAGAAGAUGGCCUCAAUAGAGCAUCUUCUGACGGUGUUGGAGGAGACGCUUUGAAUAUGCUCUCUGUUGCAGUUAAAAUAGUAUCCGAUAAAUCAGAGUCCAAUACAAAGGAAUUUCUCAUUGCUGUAGGCCUGAAAGGAGCCACUCUCCAGCACAGAAUGCUCCCUUCCGGGCUGAGCUGGCACGAGCAGAUUUUAUACUUCUUGAAUAUUGCUGAUGAACCUGUUCUGGGAUAUAAUCCUCCAACUUCAUUUACAACUUUUCAUGUUCAUCUCUGGAGCUGUGCACUUGAUUAUAGGCCUCUUUAUUUGCCAAUCCGAUCUCUUCUUACUGUGGAAACAUUCAGCGUCUCAAGUAGUGUUGCCUUGGAUAAGUCAUCUUCUACUCUCAGAAUAAUCUUGGAUGAAGCUGCUUUACACCUGUCUGACAAGUGUAAUACUGUCACUGUAAAUCUGAAUAGAGAUUAUGUUCGUGUGAUGGAUAUGGGGCUUUUGGAAUUAACCAUAACUGCAGUGAAGCCUGAUUCUGAUGGAGAGCAAGCCGACUCGCGCUUUGAACUACACUGUUCCAGUGACGUUGUCCAUAUCAGAACUUGCUCAGACUCGUGUGCUGCAUUAAUGAAUCUCAUUCAGUACAUUGCAAGCUAUGGGGACUUAAAUGCAGCUAACACGGCGGACAUGAAGCCUGGAGCUCCUCAAAAAAAGACGAAGGUGGAGUCUGGUGGUCGAUCAUCCUCACGAGGUCCAGUACUUCCUGAAGCAGAUCAACAAAUUUUACGAGAUCUGAUGAGUGAUGCGAUGGAGGAGAUUGACGUGCACCAAGCCACUUCGUCUGUAAAGCCGCAGUCUAAUGGUGUUGUGGAUGAAAAAUCUCACCCUCAGGAGCCAUGUUGUUCAGACCUCUUCCUGUUUCCAGAUGAGAGCGGGAAUGUGUCCCAGGAGCCCGGCCCCACUUACGCCUCAUUCACCCACCACUUGAUUAGUGACACAAUGACAGGUGUGCCCACUGAAAAUGACGACUUUUGCAUUCUUUUUGCACCAAGAGCAACCAUUCAGGAGAAGGAAGAAGAACCAGUUGUAAAAAUAAUGGUCGAUGACACAAUUGUGAUAAGGGAUAAUUAUUUUAGUCUGCCCAUUAAGAAGACAGAUACGAGCAGAGCCCCACUACACUUUCCCAUGCCUGUAGUCCGGUAUGUUGUUAAAGAAGUCUCUCUAGUUUGGCAUCUUUAUGGAGGAAAGGAUUUUGGAACAGCCCCUCCUACUUCUCCAGCUAAAAGUUACAUCAGUCCCCACAGUUCACCAUCUCACACACCCACAAGACAUGGACGUAAGAUGGUAUGUGGCGGAAAAGGAAGAAACCAUGACUUUUUAAUGGAAAUACAAUUAAGCAAGGUGAAGUUUCAGCAUGAGGUCUACCCCCCGUGCAAGCCAGAAUGCGACUCUAGCCUCUUAGAACACCCAGUCUCCCGGCAGGUGUUCAUCGUGCAAGACCUUGAAAUUCGAGAUCGUCUGGCAACAUCACAAAUGAAUAAGUUUUUGUACCUGUAUUGCAGUAAAGAAAUGCCUCGAAAAGCUCAUUCCAACAUGCUGACAGUUAAAGCAUUACACGUGCGCCCAGAGUCUGGCAGGUCGCCCCAGGAGUGCUGCUUACGAGUGUCACUAAUGCCACUUCGCCUCAAUAUUGACCAGGAUGCCUUGUUCUUCCUGAAGGAUUUCUUCACAAGUCUUUCUACAGAAGUAGAGCUUCUGAUGGCUCCAGAUCCAGAAGUUAAAAAGUCUCCUGGAGCUGAUGUCACCUGCAGUUUGCCAAGGCAUUUAAGUACCUCAAAGGAGCCAAACGUCGUUCUUUCUUUCCCUGCGCCAAAGCAUCCUUUCCAAAAUGACAGUGCCAACUCAGCCGAAGUGGUUAAUGGGGAGGCGCAGAAGGCCUUCUCGGCCGAAGAAGCAUCAUUUAGUGAUCAGCCUGUGUUUUUCAGAGAAUUUAGAUUCACAUCAGAAGUUCCUAUCCGACUUGAUUAUCAUGGAAAGCACGUGUCAAUGGAUCAGGGCACGUUAGCUGGGAUUUUGAUCGGUCUGGCCCAGUUAAACUGCUCUGAACUAAAGCUGAAGAGGCUUUUCUAUCGGCAUGGUUUGCUAGGUGUUGACAAAUUAUUCUCGUAUGCAAUCACCGAAUGGCUUACUGACAUUAAGAAAAACCAGCUACCGGGCAUCCUGGGAGGUGUUGGGCCUAUGCACUCACUAGUACAAUUAGUGCAAGGCCUGAAGGACUUGGUCUGGUUACCGAUAGAGCAGUACCGGAAGGAUGGCCGCAUUGUCAGAGGAUUUCAGAGAGGCGCUGCCUCCUUUGGCACCUCUACAGCCAUGGCCGCUCUAGAACUCACCAAUCGAAUGGUUCAAACCAUACAGGCCGCGGCCGAGACUGCUUAUGACAUGGUGUCUCCGGGUACCCUUGCUAUCGAGCCCAAGAAGAUGAGAAGGUUUCCUCAUCACCGGUUAGCCCACCAGCCAGUAGACCUGAGGGAAGGUGUGGCCAAGGCCUACAGUGUCGUGAAAGAGGGAAUUACAGACACGGCUCACACCAUCUAUGAAACCGCAGCUCGAGAACACGAGAGCAGGGGCGUUACUGGGGCCGUGGGGGAGGUCCUGCGCCAGAUUCCUCCGGCGGUGGUGAAACCUCUGAUUGUCGCCACAGAAGCAACAUCAAACGUGUUAGGUGGCAUGAGAAACCAAAUUCGACCUGAUGUUCGGCAAGACGAGUCACAGAAAUGGCGCCACGGGGAGGACUGAUAUUUCAGGCAUGAUCCUCACGAAGAUAACGAAGGCAGAACUAAGGAGCAUAGUGUCCCAUUGGCAGCUUUAGAGGGAACUCAUUUAAUUUUAUUGUGCUCAUCUCAGGAACAAAAGCAGUUCUUAGUUCAAUAAUGUAAUAUUACAACCACAUGCAACCAAAACUUCUCUGACGUUUUAGGGCUAGGUUGGUACUUGCCUGUAGAAAGGUUCGGUGACUGGUAUCAAGUCCUUAAAGCAUUUGCUGCCAAGUUAGUAGAAUGCUUGCUUUUAUUAAAAUGAGUAUAAUUCUCCUGGUUACAGAUGAGAUGUCAUUGGAAAGCUCCUUUGACAGUCAGGAGUGCUCAGAAACUUCUGAGUACUUCGAAAGCACUGUUUAUGUUGUUCUGAGGAGUUGAUUUUUCUUAAGGUUUAAAAAGAAUCAUAGCUUCGAAACUUUCAUGGUGAGUGAGAGACAGAAGCCACAGGAAAAUAAAAGCAAAUAGGAUUUUCAAAAUAAAUAUCAGUGAGGACUAAAUAACCUCGUCUGUUGGAUUUAGUGUUCAUGCCCUCGAGAAUAACAUUAUUUCCACUUACUCAGAAAAUCCUGUGGGAGUGGGAGAGCUUGAGUGUCACAGACACGUUCUGUUGUGUUGCACUUUAUCUUGUGUGUGUGUAUGUGUUUCUAGAUUAAUACGUGUCACGUGCUAUCUUCUUUAUGUAAUUUAUAGAGUUACACAAACAUAAAGAGGAGUAGGCUGAAAGUUUGGGGCAAAGGAAGGUAACUCAAAUGUAAUAACUUCCAUUUAUUUUAAGUGUAAAUGAAAAUGUGCGUUUUAUAAAGAACUGGGGCCCAUAUAAUUGUUUAUAUGUUCAAUUUUAAGCAGGUUAUGUAGGGCAAGCUUGUCAGGAAUGUGUGGAAAGGGAGUAUGGAAGUAGUUUUUACUCUUAAAAUUAACCAAAAAUCCUCCAAAUAUGCCCUAGUCGGCUAUUUCAAAGUACCAUUUUUACUUGGUUAAGUGUACAUUUUGAUAAACCUGUCAGGAAUGAAUAAAGUAUUUUUAUUUAAAGGCAAAACUGUUUUAUGCUUCCAUGAAUAUUUUGCUUUUCCUAGAGCAUGCAUAUUCAUAGAUGCAAUGCUAGGAUUUAUUCCAAGAUACUUGGGAACACUUUCUCAGAACUGAUUUUGGUUAAUAUCAAGUAUAUCAUGACCUGGAAGUGAGAGGGAAAUUGUUCUCAUCUCAGUCUCUGCCUCGGAGUUAAUCCAGCAGAAAGAAAAUGUAGGACUUUGUAUCCAUCCACUGUUGAAAGUCACGUGCUAAGAAUUCUCAGGUUCUGAAGUGGGGGAAUAUCGAGGUAGAUUUGGAUUUCAGAAUCACAUUUCAGUUUGGGGUUGGGAAAAUGACAUUGAAUCAGUUUCACUCUAAUUUUUCUAAACAAGAAAGUAAUGUAAACCAAAAAUCUGAACAUUUAAAAUUUAUAAAAAUUGUGCUCAAUAGCUGUUAGUUUUAUUUUGUUUCCUUUUUACUGCCAAAAAACUAUGAAAGGCAACACUCAGAGUAACCACCUGUUUAAGCAUCAUGGAAGCUCUGCUACUCUUUCCCAAGUAAGUGGAGGCCAUGUAGACCGAGGUCCCGAGUAAACAUCUGCCAAGGCUGUUUUUAUUGCCGUGAAAGCCCAGCCUGCUUCUGGAGCACAGUCCGAUUGCCCUGUGCUUGGAGCCCCCGUGCUCCAUUUUCCCUUACAAUGGGACAUACUACGGACAUUGUCUGUGAUGCUUAAUCAAAGUGAAACAUGCUUGGUCAGACUGAAAAGUAUAAAAUCUCUUUAACUUUUCAAUAUAUUUCCCACAGUUACACUAUUUAAGUUCAAUUAGAUAUGGUAUAGCGAGAAUGAUCGUUCUCUUGUUUGCUCUUUGAGCAGCAAAGGGACCCGUCUUUUGACAAAUUAGCUUUAUAAAUCCCAUUUAAAAAUAUCUAUAUCCUGCAGUCUCCAUGGUUCUUGCUCUGUUCUGCCUUCCUGCACCUGCUGUUGAGAGAAUCUAUGUUUAGGAACAGAAACCUUGUGUCUCAGAAAGAUUCAGUCAAGGGUCUACUCAUUUUCAGUUUAGCCAACAUGCUCUUUACUUGAGAUAUUUGUGUAUCUAUAUAGGAAUACUUCUGCAUCAUUAAGUAUCCUUAAGUUUUUCGUUUUUAAAAGUGUCUCUUUAAACUUUUAUGCUGCGAAAACACAGUAAGGGGUGUUGGGCAGGAUCCUGGGAUUGCCAGAUUUGGGACUUCUCAAGCGGGUGGCUUGGCCACGCACGGCCUUCGGUUUCCCUAAGCCUCAGUGUCCCUCUCUGUGAACAAAGGGAUUUCUCACGACAAAGUCCACUAGAGAGGUUUCCACUGGUUAGGGCGUGUGUGCAUGUGUGCGCGUGCGUGCCUGUGUGUGAAUGAUGGUGUGGGAGUUAACGCCCAGCAGGGUGCCCGGACCUGAGACCCCUCAGACUGGUGGCACUGCCACGUGAGAGCAGUCUGGUCACAUCCCAUGGAGCAGCUCCCGUGGAUCUUGCAUCUCUGAGAGUUUGGCGUUUCUGAAUGGCUGCGGUGCCUGCAUGGUUCUCUUGUGAUGCGACACUCCCGAAUGGAGUAAGCUGUGUGUGUCCGCUUGUCCCUGCGUCUAGUCCACGUACAUAUCUCCCCCAGGAGUCCAUGUCGCAGGCCUGGUCCACGUCUGUCAGCAAGUUUCACAACCCACAGUGUUACAGAAAUGUGGUGAGACCACCUUCCGUUAUGAAAGGUGGGCCAUGGCUGUGUCUUCCCUUGAACGACUGGUUUGGGUCCCCCAGUUUCCCUUCCUGUGUGUCCCCAGAUUGGUAUUACUUACAAGUAGAACGUUCACUUAACAUCCGCCUUUUCAGAUAGAAUACAGUGUUUCUUGUAGACAUCAUAGCAGACUUCCAUUUCAGUAAAGUUUGGGUCCAAUUUGGAUUCCCACUUAAGCACACAUAUUUACCCUUGAUCUUUUUAUCAUGUAAAACUCACUUUAAGAAAGAAAAACAACUUCCCAAGUAGCAAUGUGCCUAAAGUGGCAAAAAUAUUAAAAACCAGUGUUUCUCCCUCCUGCCAUGUGUCACUUUUAAAAUGCUAUUACAAUAGUUCCAGCUUUUAAGGGAAUUACUUUUUAACCGUCUCCUUUGAAAACUGUUCUGUAGGUUUGGUGCCUUUGUUCAGUUCCAAAACAGUCCAGACAAACCUGUCUGCUCGCGCAGGGGCUGCUGGUCCACAGGGGUGUGGCCCCCCGGGUCGUUGGCACUGUGUGCUCAGCAGAGGGGAGGCAGCAGGCAGAGUUGAAGGGAAGCAAUUUGAAGUGAGGAAUCCACACUUGGCACCAGAUGGUUUCAGGAUUAACAAUGGUCAACAUGAAUUUAAAUUUGAAAUAGGCAAAAAGCUGGAGACUAAGGAGAAGUCAUUUCACUUCGCGUCCGUUUCCUUAGACCUGCAUUGGGUAUACUUCUUCAGAUUAGUGAG
Molecule: messenger RNA, 10189 nt
Organism: Rhinolophus ferrumequinum (greater horseshoe bat)
Lineage: Eukaryota; Metazoa; Chordata; Mammalia; Chiroptera; Rhinolophidae
Gene: ATG2B
Product: autophagy related 2B
Exons: 42
Coding region: 459-6698 (2079 amino acids)
Biological process (GO): piecemeal microautophagy of the nucleus; autophagosome assembly; reticulophagy
Cellular component (GO): phagophore assembly site; extrinsic component of membrane
Molecular function (GO): phosphatidylinositol-3-phosphate binding
Source: RefSeq, a predicted model, not a curated record